GUACACAAGCAACCCGAGAAGCUGUGGGGCCCGAGCAGUGCGCUGAGUUGCUGCCCGCCGAAUGGUCAAUCAGAGCUUUUGGGGACCGUUGAAGUUAAAAGGAAGAAGCUUUUGAGUGUGUGUGUGCUACUAGAAGUGUUUGGAAAAGUUUCAUUCUGACCGCGUGUGUCUUUUGUCUUUUGGUCCACUUGAUAGUGAUUUGCUUUACACGCGUGUGUGGUAGUGAUUGGUGCAGUGUAAAACCAGCGCCCUGUAGCAGCAUCAUCAGGAAAAAACGAACAUCAUCAUCGAUCCGCCUUACGUGUGUCACCUGUCUUCCGUGCGGCCUCCGAGCAGCAUAACGGUGAUUGAAAGCGCUCCGAGCGGGAAGAAAAGGAAAGAACCGCGCGGUGAAGGGACUUUCGGACGUGCUAGCAGCCUCCCCAGUAGCACCGAAAAGGUCGGCGGGCGGCUUUCAUCAAGUGGGGCAUCAGGGCAAAACCCGUGCCCUAGUGCUGAAGUGCUGAAGGUGCUGCGAAGGUGAAGAUUAAAAGCCGUAACAACAUCGAUAAAGUGAGAAAAGAAGCAACGAACCAACGAACGGCACAAAAAACAACAAGAACAUCCAAAGUGUUGGAUCGUUUUCUCUCUCUCUUUCCCUGUCCACAACCACACUGUCCCGUUGCAUUUGCAAAUGAGAUGCAAAUUUUAGCGACGAUAAUGCGAUUAGUUGUGAUUUUAAGCGUUUUAGUACAAAUUUAUGCGAGCACCGGCAGUGGUGGUGAUGUUGGUGCUGGACUCUGGACGCGCCAUGGGUUGCUCGUGACCGGCCCGAGCCCUAUGGCACGGUCGAUGAUGGGUCCCCCCGUGGCUGGGGAGCAGCGUGCCACGAAUGGACCGCCAGAACGGAACGUUUAUCGGACGAAGCUGUCCAAGCUGCGGUUGAUUCUCCUUGCGGAUAUGCUUAAUGACAUGGUGAGUAUAAAGCCAGCGCCGCAACCGGAAUUAAUUACUUGCCUGGCGAACUCGUCCACGCUGAACGUGACCACGAAGCACUGCGACUGUGAGGCUUACUCGUGUAAGGACCUGCUGGCCAGCUCCAGCCCGUCCCCGCUCAACUCCCUGCAGCCGAAGAGAAAAAUCCACACCUCCUGCCGGGAGCACUGCUGCCGGAAGAAGAAGUUCAACCGCUCGAUCGAUCCGGCCGCGCUCGAGAAUGUGGUAGCACCGGCGCUUGGGCCGGUCCGGCGCUACAACACGGUGGCGACUCCCGCCGCGGUUCAUCGGUCACCGAUGGGAUCGCUGUCAUUAUCUGCCAGGAAAGGGAUGCAGCCGUCGGAAGCGGCAUCGUUUCGGUUGCGGACGACUGGUUCACCUUCACCCGCGAGCGUUCGUGACCAUCGUGACCGACCGGCAGCAGCAGCAGCAGCAGCACCAUCGUCAUGCAACAGCGAUGGGAUCGAUCAGCAAAAUUCAAUUGCCAGCAAUCGAGCACCGUGGCUGUUCCGGGUCGGUUUAAUUGAAACGAAGCAUCCCGUCUGUGUUGGCGCUUUAAUCCAUCCGAGUUUAAUAUUAACAACUGCAGUGUGUGUUAUAAACAAGCAACCGGAAGAGCUGAUCGUCUGGAGCGAGCGUGCACUGGAGCGGCCCGAGGAAGCGACGCGGUGGCCCGUGGGCAGGAUACUGUUGCCGGAGAAAUUUGCCACCACUUUCGAGCGGCUCGAGAACAAUGUUGCUUUACUGUUGCUGCUCGAGCCACCGCCGAGCGCUCCGCCAACGGAAGCUCCCGUACCGAUCGGUUCGACAGGUGGGCUGCGAGCGCGGCCAGUUAGCGUACGGAGCAGCGGCGGCGGCAGUGGUGGUGGUGGUGGUGACGCACUACGACCAAAUCUUGCCAGGACGCAACUUUUCCGAGCGCAGCGGAAACGGACACCGGCGUCUAUUUGCUUAUCAUCAAUUAUAGACCGUGCUGCCGCGUCGCCAGCCAGCACCCGGAGCCCCCCGGAGCACGCCUGCUACACCGUGUCGCUGCGGAAGACGAACCUACCAAGCACCACGGCACCGGCCGCACAACCACCACCGGCAGCUGGCAGCAUUGGCGCGGACGACUGGCUGGCCAACGAUGGCACUAAUUACGUUACGACAAAUAUUAGCAUUUUUCCGGCCACCGAGUGCCGGCCGGAGCAUCGGGAGUAUCUGCAGCACGAUGGCAAUCUGUGCGCCGGCUACGGUGCGGCCAAAAACCGUAGCAUAGAUGUGGACUACAGCGGUUCUCCCCUGAUAUGCGAUCAGCUCCUGGAAAAUGGCAAACUACGGCGCACCGUCCAGGGUCUGCUGACCUGGUCCACCGACAUCAAUCAUGCGCCGCAUCUGUUCACCAACCUUACCACCUACCGGCCAUGGAUUGAUCGGGAAAUUGAAAAGCUUGACGCAGAAACUCGCUCACAGCGGCCACCGAACACAGUGCCACGACCGAUCACGAUACAAACCGUCCCAGUCUAUCGGAACCCGAACGUUCUUUAUGGAUAAACUCCUUCCUCCCUUCUGUUCCCGCCAUUCUGUUUAGUAGUGCCCGUUUAGUGAUUAAUUCCGGAAAGACAUUUGCCCGCAGAGCACAGUCGCGCAAUAAAAUUGCACAAAUUUGCGUGCAGAAUGAAGAA
Molecule: messenger RNA, 2639 nt
Organism: Anopheles gambiae (African malaria mosquito)
Lineage: Eukaryota; Metazoa; Arthropoda; Insecta; Diptera; Culicidae
Exons: 9
Coding region: 679-2508 (609 amino acids)
Biological process (GO): proteolysis
Molecular function (GO): serine-type endopeptidase activity
Source: RefSeq, a predicted model, not a curated record